Molecule: messenger RNA, 1053 nt
Organism: Phycomyces blakesleeanus NRRL 1555(-)
Lineage: Eukaryota; Fungi; Mucoromycota; Mucoromycetes; Mucorales; Phycomycetaceae
Product: farnesyl diphosphate synthase
Exons: 8
Coding region: 1-1053 (350 amino acids)
Biological process (GO): trans, trans-farnesyl diphosphate biosynthetic process
Cellular component (GO): cytoplasm
Molecular function (GO): dimethylallyltranstransferase activity; (2E,6E)-farnesyl diphosphate synthase activity
Source: RefSeq, a predicted model, not a curated record
AUGGCUAUCACCAAGAAGGAAGAAAACCGCCAGGCAUUCUUGGAUGUCUUCAAGGUCCUCAAGGCUGACAUUCUUAACGAGCUCCGCAAGAACAACAUGCCCGAGGACGCUUACAAGUGGACUGAAGAGAAUCUCGAGUAUAACGUUCCUGGUGGCAAGCUUAACCGCGGUUUGUCUGUUGUCGACACCCUUCGUAUUCUCAAGGGUGACUCUAUUACUGAGGAAGAGAUCUUCAACGCCUCUAUUCUUGGUUGGUUGGUUGAGCUUCUCCAAGCUUUCUUCUUGGUGUCGGAUGAUAUGAUGGACGCCUCAAUUACUCGUCGCGGUCAGCCCUGUUGGUACCGCAAGAAUGGUGUUGGACUAAUUGCUAUCAAUGAUUCCUUUAUCCUUGAAGGUGCCAUCUACGUCUUGUUGAAGAAGUACUUUAAGAAGUUCGACUACUACGUUGACCUUCUCGAACUCUUCCACGAGGUAUCUUUCCAGACUGAGCUUGGACAACUCUGCGAUCUUAUUACUGCCCCUGAAGAUAAUGUUGAUCUCAGCAAGUUCUCUAUUGCAAAGCACAAGUUCAUUGUUAUCUACAAGACUGCAUUCUACUCCUUCUAUCUUCCCGUUGCUCUGGCCAUGCACAUGGCUGGUGUUAAGAAUGAAGAGGCCUACAACAAGUCUAGAGAUAUCUUGAUUCCUCUUGGAGAAUACUUCCAGAUUCAGGAUGAUUAUCUUGAUUGCUACGGUGCCCCUGAAGUUAUUGGCAAGAUUGGCACUGAUAUUAUGGACAACAAGUGUUCUUGGUUGAUCAACCAGGCUCUGUUCAAGGCUAACCCCGAACAACGUGCUGUAUUAGAGGCCAACUACGGACAAAAGAAUUCCGAGUCAGAGGCCAAGGUUAAAAAGGUCUUUUUGGACUUGGGAAUUGAAAAGAUUUACAAGGAUUAUGAGGAAAAAUCCCACAAGGAACUCUCUGAUUUAAUUAGCCAGUUGGAUGAGAGUGUUGGCGUUAAGAAGGCCGUAUUCAUUGAAUUCAUGGAUAAGAUUUACAAGCGUACAAAAUAA